Petromyzon marinus (sea lamprey) is the source of this 1979-nucleotide messenger RNA. Its product is annotated as G protein-activated inward rectifier potassium channel 4-like. Lineage: Eukaryota; Metazoa; Chordata; Hyperoartia; Petromyzontiformes; Petromyzontidae. The record is from RefSeq and is a predicted model, not a curated record. Gene Ontology annotation, biological process: regulation of monoatomic ion transmembrane transport; potassium ion import across plasma membrane. Gene Ontology annotation, cellular component: plasma membrane. Gene Ontology annotation, molecular function: inward rectifier potassium channel activity.
UCGUCGCGCCAGCAGCGGAUCGAGCGUGUCCCUUAAAUUAGCCCGCUCUUAAUUAGCCCGCGCCGUGAACUGGGCAUGGGGUGCCCAAUUUGCGACCGCGUCCACAGCGCAGCGCGAACGCGUUGCCCCCGGCUCCCGAGUCUCAGUCCUCCUCCCCCUUCUGACAUCAUCCGCCCCCCAGCCUCCCCGCCUCCUCCUCCCCCGCUCCUCCUCUCGCCUCGACUCUCUCUCCACGCCUCGGCUGCACGGCGAUGCAAGGCUGAGCCGCCGUCGUCCCGGCUCUCCCCAAAGGAACUCCACCGCCUGGCGCGUCGCCGCCCACACCAUGCGAGACGACUCGCGAGCGUUCAUGGAGGGCGACGUGGAACACAGCGGCGUCUCAGUGCGGCCUGCGACCAAGGUGCCCAAGCAGUGCCGCGAGGGCCCCAAGGUGCACACGGACCGGACGCGGCUGCUCGCCGAUGCCGGCAAGAAGCGGCGCCAGCGGUAUGUCUCCAAGGACGGCAAGUGCAACGUGCACCACGGCAACAUGCGCGAGACAUACCGCUACUUCACCGACCUCUUCACCACGCUCGUUGACCUCAAGUGGCGCUUCAACCUCCUGGUCUUCACCCUGGCAUACACGAUCACAUGGCUCUUCUUCGGAUUCAUUUGGUGGUUGAUCGCGUACAUCCGCGGGGACCUGGAUCACAUCGGUGACAAUUCGUGGACGCCCUGCGUGGACAAUCUGAAUGGCUUCGUGUCUGCCUUUUUAUUCUCCAUCGAGACGGAGACAACCAUCGGCUACGGCCACCGCGUGAUCACCGACCGCUGUCCCGAGGGGAUCAUCCUGCUGCUGGUGCAGGCCAUCCUGGGCUCCAUAGUCAAUGCCUUCAUGGUGGGCUGCAUGUUCGUCAAAAUAUCGCAGCCCAAGAAGCGCGCCGAGACACUGAUGUUCUCCAACAAUGCGGUCAUCUCCCUGAGGGACGGGAAGCUCUGCCUCAUGUUCCGCGUGGGCGACCUGAGGAAUUCACACAUCGUGGAGGCGUCCAUUCGAGCCAAGCUGAUGAAGUCCAAGCAGACCAAGGAGGGGGAGUUCAUCCCCCUCAACCAGACGGACAUCAACGUGGGCUUCGACACGGGGGAUGACCGCCUCUUCCUCGUCUCGCCGCUCAUCAUCUGCCAUGAAAUUAACGAGCAGAGCCCCUUCUGGGAGAUGUCGCGUGACCAGCUGAAGAAGGAAGAGUUCGAGAUCGUCGUGAUCCUGGAGGGCAUGGUGGAGGCCACCGGCAUGACGUGCCAGGCUCGCAGCUCCUACCUGGAGGCCGAGGUGCUGUGGGGCCACCGCUUCCUGCCCGUGCUCACGCUGGAGGAGGGCUUCUAUCAGGUGGACUACGAUACCUUCCACGACACCUACGAGUGCAGCACCCCAGCGUGUAGCGCACGCGACUUCGCCGAGACGGCGAGCCGCAGCGAGGCGGAGCGGCGGGCGCCGUCCAUCUCCAGCCGCCAGCUCGCGCAGGGCCCCGACGGCGAGGCCCAUGAGAGCGGCGCGCCCGGGGGGAGCGAGCAGAGCGAGCAGAACGGGGACGUGGCCAAGAUGGGCAGUGAGCUGAGCAUGUAAAGUGCUGGGUGUCGCGGUGGCAGCGGCGGCGUUGAGGGGGUUUGCGCGUUUGUUGAAGGCGGCGGCCGUAAGGGGGGGGGGGGAGGCGGGUGGAGAGAGAGGGACAUGAGCGUUUGAGUGAUUAGCCCGAGCCGUUUUGCCACGCGACAUUCCAAUCUGGGGACGGUGUUUCGCGGAUGUGUGAGCUACGAUCGUUGUUACCGGUGUACCCCGUACGGAGGAAAUUUACAUGACUUGUCUCGACCACCCUUGCCUUAACUGAAGAAUCUCUCUCUUGUAGUGUCCGCCUUCGGUGAAAUCGACUUCUACGCACUCCGUCUAAACACAUAUAAAGGGUGUUUGCUCGUUAUAUUUAAUAAAGAAACACGACACGUUC